AUGGUAACGUUAACCCUGAUAUUUUACUAUUCUAAAGGCUGAAGAAGAAGUUAAGAAGAGGCGCACCUUCAGGAAAUUUUUCUACCGAGGUGUAGACCUUGAUCAGCUGCUAGACAUGACUAAGUAAGUAGUUUACUUUUCAAUGUUGAGUCCUUAGGGAACAACUGGCCGAGUUGAUGCCUGCUCGUCAGCGGCGCCGCAUUACCCGUGGCUUCCGGAGGAAUCAUAAUACUCUUCUUAAAAAGCUUCGAAAAAGCAAGAAGGAUUGUCCGAUUGGCGAAAAGCCGGAGGUGUGUACUGCUCUCUUUUAAUUUUCUGUAGGUUGUUAAGACGCACCUGCGGAAUAUGAUCGUUCUACCUGAGAUGGUGGGCUCCAUCGUUGGUGUUUACAAUGGGAAGACUUUCAACUCUGUGGAAAUCCGCCCUGAAAUGAUCGGACACUACCUUGGGGAGUUUUCCAUUACCUACAAGCCUGUAAAGCACGGUCGCCCUGGUAUUGGUGCCACCCACAGCUCGCGAUUUAUUCCUCUCAAAUAAGUUGAAUAGAGUUACUCGCGGACCAUUGUUCUGUUAUUCGGGUGGGUUAAAAGACGCAGACUCGGUGCCCUAUACACCGACCUUGUGACUGAGAUCAUUAUUUUCACAUUUCCACUUCGUAAUUGUGCAUUACCUCUUCACACCUCGACCGCGAACCUAAUUGGAAACACUAUCCACCAAUCUUCUAUUUCCUGUCAGCCGCCAUCAUUUUCGGGCUCCUAUACUCAUGUGCGCGACUGAACGCCGCAAUUCUUCCCGCUGUCCGUCGUGAUUCCCUUUGAAUUUAAAUCAUGGAGACUUGUUCUCUGUGAUAGCCGUUUUAUUCGCCUAACGUUUUCGACCCUAGAACUUGUCAUCUUAGACGGCAGAUAACAAACUGGAUGCACAGGGACUGCAGUUGCUGUGCAGUUACAUUUAAGAAUCCCACGGUCCUGUUAGACGCAGUUGUUCUUGUUUGGUGCUGCGUUAGCUUGGCUGUUCGUGCACAGGCUAACAGUUUUUACGAUUUCACUGCCGUUAUUGUUGGUUGGCGUGACAAUUACAUGACCGUCAUACUCGCAAGCACUGUCACUGGGAGCAGCCUCCCUGCGUGAUUAGUCUGUCCUGCCAUCAUCUGUGUGCUAGGCUCGAGCGAAUACUACGCCUGUUUGUGCGUUGCUGGCCAUCAGGCCAUAGCUUGAGCGGCCCAUAGUCAUCCCUGAUGACGGUCGUGCCCUCGCCGAACCCGGUGUGGCCAGGUCUCGUGGAGAGGCCAUCGCCUCGAGGUUUGGCGCCAUCCCACACUGCUGGUGGAUGUCCGCGUCCACACCAACCUCACUGGUUUCUCGCAACUGUAUCUCAUAUGCCAAACGACCCCAUGUCAUUUUGGGAUUGUGGUGGAUUCUCCGGCCUCGCCGCCUGGCGGCGAUUAUUGCUCCUCCACGCGCAAUCCCAAGUAUGAGAGGGCGACUGACGUCUUUCGAGAUGCCGUGGACGUGUGGGAAUAUUCAUAAAAUUUGCAGUUUGGCUCGUCAUUUUGCAUGUUUUUUCGGAGGAGUGCGGGCAGUCAUUAGCUCUGAGCACUCGUCGAGCGUUGCAAUCCUCUAACCUUGUCGUCCGGUUCACCACGAUGCGUCGUAACACCCCGUCAGAACACCUUGCCUGAAUGUGUUCUCCAGUAGUUUGUUUUAUGUCUUUUUGUACACACCUUCGGACCACCACGUUUUACGACGGGCGAGGGCGUCAAGGAAGGUCGCCUGGUCAUUAUCCAUCGCGAACUCUAUCCCUUCCUCCCAUAUUUUUCCGUCAGGCCUGAAAUACUUUUUGAGAUAGAACCCCGGAAAGGUAGGGUAUUCGGUCACCUCCGAUCCAUACUAUUUGUUUUUUUAGGAGUAAUUUUUUUGCCCGCGACCGCCAGAUCAUAGGGAACAGAAGUAAACGGAGACGUCCCAUCAGAAGGCGCCAUGCCCGCGUUUGACAGAAGGCCUGUUUAUCUGGCCGUGCGUUGUCAAGCAGGGUGCUUGGAUCAUCUAUGUAGCGGAGUCGCUGGAACAACUGUAUUGCCGGUCCGUAAGUUGGAGUUAAAUGUCGGCGCGGGGGGAGCGCCCUGCUCGCCACCUACGUCUCCCCCACCCGUAUCCGUUCUUGUUCCUAAUACCUAGUUACAGAGCGAGUCUGAACCGUCAGACCAACGAAACUCUUGAUGGGGGCGACCAACUCCUAACUACUUGGAGACCACCUUCUUGCCUAUGUUGGUUAUUUAGACAUAUGGUCUAGUAAUACCCUCCGCUUCUCGUUCGGAUUCUUAGCUCCCACCUGGUGCCGUGCAGCAACACGUUUUGAUCCAGGCCUGUCGAUCAGUGGUCAGCGAGAGAUUUGUGCUGGGCACGUCUGACCCUUUGCUGUCACUCAAGGUAUGCCGCAUUUUCCCUGACCUCGCUUCAGGAGCGGACGAGGCACUAAACUGACCUGACGAGGGACAAAAGAUGUUUACACGACUUCGGCUUUCUUACCCUAGUAAUCUGUCAUAUCCUCGUGUUGUCGUGUAGAAUUCUAACCGCACCGCUCGAGACAGGUUGCUUUUACUUGGUUCCAAGGGAAGUUCUCAUGCGACGUAGCGUUCCCCACCGUAAACGUGGACCGAACUGUCGGCCACCCGAUACGCGCAGGUGGCUGAGAUAACUCAAGCGAGUCCUAGACACCCCCGAGAGCUUCCCACUGUCGGCCAUGUCCUGUCCGUUUUCCUGCAGCCCGGUCUUAGGGUGCUUAAAAUUGCAUCCGAAUUGUCAUCUGUUGCUCAUUAUGGUGUCUGUUUUUUGAUCAUUUACUGUCGUACAGUACGUGAGAUAUUCAGAUACGUAUAUAAACCAGCUGAAUUUCUGCCCUCAUGCACCAAGGACGUAUCACUUCGCAGUUCGUCGUAGCCCGUAAUGCCAGAUGAUGUCGAGAUGAUCGGGACAGAUAGGAUAGAACCUCCGUACAAACCUGACAAGGUCGCGUACAGUCUUUCCGAAAAUGUAAUCAGCGCAAGAGUUUAAAUGCAUGGGUACAGGGACGUAAACGUGUUACGCCAUGGGCCGGGUUAUGCGCGGUUGUAGGUGAGGGCACGUGGAGCCACUGUAGGCCUCGAUCGCGGCUCUCAGUCCGUGGAUUUCUCUCGUCCGCCGUCUGCGAACCCACAAUCAGCGGAGUCAAAUGCUCUGGUGAUUACAGCAAGAUGUGGCCGGAUAUGAGGAUGGACCGAGGCGCGAAUUUUUCUGUGGAUGUUUGGAAGAAUCUUAAGCGCCUCACUGGGUAAAUAAUCACGCUGGCCAUAGUUGACAUUGGUUUUGACUCGCCAAGGAUAUUUGACCACCUGUGAGUCCAGUCUUCCCUCGAGCGUCGUUUGCUAUCAUCAUGUGUCUUGUCGUGUCCGUAGCUGCUGUAGGGUGGUAUCCUCGGAAGGUUUGUGGUUCAACAGCUACGGGGUCAGGUCGUUCCUUACCUUGUCCCGUAUUGACUCGUCCUCCUAUCAUGUCUUUCGCAUAAUAAAAAGUGCCUGAUGCCUGGCAUGCUGUCGGAAUUGCAGUGGACAGCCAUCGUGGCAACGUUGCGCCUCUCGCUAGCGCCUGCACCUACGUCCUAGCGACAGCCUGCUGUGGCACGCACGUCUGCCCGGCUUUGAUUUGUCUCGUUGCAAUUCACUGUCUGCACCACGCAUCUGGUCGAUACUCUGCCUGCACCAUGCGAGGCUUCUCACUACCCUCACGUGGGCUUGAAGCCAAUCAACGCACCUACUAUAGCUGAUUGGUAAGACAGGCGGGCACCGCCAGACACUAGCGUAAACAAUCUGUCACGACACUUGUAGCGGCGACACACGGCUCGUCGCUCUCACGGACGCCGUCUCCGCGGCGCUGGACGUACUCUCGUCCGGUUGCCAACUUCCCUUCACAAUUCUGUACAGAAUAAGUAGAUUAUCUUCCUAAUCAAAUGGCGUCCUGCUUCUAACAACUUGGGAUAUGGCCUGAAGUUGUGGCGUACUGAACGUACACCAUCACCGCUUAGCCGCUACGGAAUAAAAUUGCGUGCCUGUAGGAUUCAAUUUGGCUCUAAAUUCUUCGCACUUUUGAAAUUCGGUGAACGAGUUGUCCUGCAUACUAUUAUGCCACUCCAGUUUAUCGAAUCCUCAAAUUCCCACAUGAAGCCAACCACGAUACCUUCCCCGCGGUUGCUUUUGUGGUCCACUCGCCCCUAAGAGACCCAGACAAGGGUUGCCGUGCGUACGCUUAUGCACUUUGUGAGUACUCUUCUGCCUUGAACACUGUUUCGCGUCACGUUGGGAAAACACCCGACUGCGGUUCUCCAGACUGGAUCGUUUCCAGGCUAACAGAUUACUUUGCCUUCCGUACUAUUUCCAGUCUGGCAAUCGGAAAUCUUCCUGAUAACUGUGGAAUGCCCCAAGGCUCCGCUUUAUACCCUCACAUCUUUCCGCUACAUCACUGGUUAUCUGAGGUCAUCCAAUGACUGCCUAUACACUCAGUGUGCCGAAAAUAUAGUUGUUGGCCGUCUUGUUAAAAAUAAGACUCAUCUCCAGUUUCUGGUGGAAGGUUUUUGAUCAUGUCUCUGUAUAGUCCUUGGCAACUGGUCAGUGUUUGGACUACGACCAGUUCCUACUCCCGAAUCCUUUGACAUUCUCCCCAAUAAGAUAUUGUCUUCCUGGUACAUGGGUGUUAGUCUGUUCUCAGGUCUCCCCUACUGCCGUAACCCCUUUCACAGAAUUCUUAAACUCGCUUGUUACAUUCGACGUUUACGUUCCCUCCGCGUCCCCCGGCCCUUAAUAUGGCAAUUCUUCUAUGCCUGCAUCCUUUCCGUCAUUUUUUACUCUUCAGCUAUUUUUCCCCGUCUUAUUCAAGAAGGAAAUGCUCAUUUUAAGACGUGUUAAGAGGCCAUUUUAUUUAAACACAUUCUGUCGUCGUUUACUUAUUUGUAUGAGGACCACGGUGAGUAGCGAACGUUUUUGCUGAAAAUAUUUGGAAUACCAAUUUCAAAAUAAAGCCUACUUUCUCUCUCCUGUCGGGUAUCGCUUCCUCGUCGCGCACUGUAAUGGCUUGAAAUUGACCAAGACCUCCCAAGCAACGAGAUUUGUUUCACCAUAGAUUUUACUUUAUUACAGACUAGUACGGAGAUGGCGAAUCUCUCCCAUCAGGAAUGAUCUCAAGACAGAAGGCUCGGGUACUCCGGCGGGAACGCCUUUCGUUCAGUUCGUCUUUCUUGUGCAGCCUUAGUAUCAUACCACGGUUUUAUUUCCCAGAGGGUUAUGCUGGACCGAGUGGAUUAGAAGAGAGCAAAAUCGCCCCCCAAGAUUAAUGAUUGGUCCUAUGUGUAACAAGGCUUUACCAUAAAUUUGCCGUUCGUAUGUGAGCCUUCCACUGACUUGACAAUUUAGUGGUAAUGUUGAACGUCACCGACGUUUGGAGCCGAGUUCAUAAAAGCCGCCGUUUAGCUGUCUUCGUUAUUCUUUUGGUGUUCGGCUUAGGAUGUCUGGACAUAGGACACAUGUUCUUAAGCCGACGGGGUUGUUGCAGUAGGCACGUCUAGGGAUUCCUUCGGCUGUCUCCCGUUCUGAGGUGUCCAGUGCUUACCAUUCGCCACCAGUAGGAUUCUCGUGUCCAGUCUAGGUUGUGCUGGGUCGUAGGUAUUUUUUACGACACCAUGGGAUCUGGAGCGAGAUGUUUUGGACGCGAUUCUUUUUAGACCUCCAAGUCUGCGAAUUAGAGCAUAGUCUGACCCGGAGGAAUUAAUGGUUUCGGUACCACUGGUCGAUUUAGCUACUCACCCUGUUAAGGAACCUCGAGGUGAUUGCAGUUGGACGAAUGGGGCUGGCUGUCAGCCUCUCACUACAAUGUCUGGCCACCAGUGUUUGCCUUCCGUAACCCGUCGCUGAACUUCAGGGGCCCUCCCUUGUAGCACAGAGAGCCAAAUCCAAAUUGGAAAGCUAGGUAGUUACUUUAAUCUUCGCCGAGCCUAAUUGGGACGUUAUAGUCGUCCGGAAUGACUAGCAAAUAGUGUCGAGGGAGUUUUCUGACCAACUUUUGCGUCUGUAGGUUGAGGACAUUUCGGUUGCGCCGGUCGGCAGUUUACGUCCGGGCGUAGGAUGAGACGACAAAUUGUACGUACGAUAGUUGCUCAUCGUCUGUCCCCCACCCACGCAAUACUGUAAACUGGAAGUGAGUCGUCUUUCAUUGUCUAUCGGAAGGUCAUGCCGACCGUUGUGGCUGAGGAGAGUGGAGAGCACUCCCGGACCUUUAGUUCCCGGGCUCCAGUUUCUUGGAUUCAGGCAGACGCAGAAUAUUAUUGAAGACAGCGCCUCGUUAAACAUCGUUCACACCUUCAGCACAGCUUCUUUCCCGGCCAACUAAGCUAUCUUGCUAUUCUACCGCAAUCAUGGGUCAGGGUUGUAAGGCUUACAAUCCAGUGUGCAAACACAUUCACGAGUUUCUCUAGAAUAUUCAGUACAAGUUCUCCACAACACUCCGUAAUUAUUUAUUUAAGGUUAUCUAGUCUACUUCUGCAGACCACGCCGGUCUUGCGCAUAACAGAUCUUGUCUGCAAUGGUAACGUCGCGAUUCUGGCAAAUUCCUCUGUGGGGAAUGAAGUGUACCGCUUUAUUUAACAGCUUAUGUUACUGUUUAUCGGAUUCUCGGCGAACUAGGCAACCAUCAGAUAAGCCGUGCGCGCGACAUCCGUCCAACAUUGUUGGAGCCACCGGGGUCGGAAUGAGAUAUGUUCGAUGUUGCCUGUAUACGCGACGAUUCCUCUACGUGACUGUAAAACACAACUAGCCCCAAAAGAUAUGCGCUGAUGGGAAGCUUUCGGUGGAUGGCAGCUGUGGCCAAUUUCUGAAUUCGACAAUCCCGUCCACACUACCAGCAAACUGGUGAGCAGCUCCGAUUGUUCGAACAUCGUUACCAACGAUGUCCACCGUGUGCUCCACAACAACGUGAGCGCAGGGACGGUGAUCUGCCCAGGAGUUCGUCUAUAAUAAUAGUAUACCCUCCUACCAUCUACCGCACACCCUUCCCUCACCUGGAUCCGGUGUCAUGGCAGACUCAAAAAGACCGGAGGUGGGGGAGGGUGCAGGUGACUGGCACGGAGAAAACCUGCACCGACUUGGAUCCCAUUGAGUGAGAGUGUCAUAAAAGAACUCACUGCAGCCUGAUUCUCAGUCUGACUUAGUCGGCCACCCCAUAAAAGCUCACUGCGAGGUCUGAGUUUAAGCGUCAUUUGGUUACCUCCCAAACUACGGCUUUUAGCGCAUCAGAUCGUUUAUGAUGAGGAAUUGUGCACAAGAAGUCCACGUCUCUCGCCCUACCCUAUCCCGUGCACUAGUCGCCGUCCGAGUCGGCUGAAAUUGGGAGAGGUGGCUGACAGAGUUGAGAACAGGUCGUCUGCGUGCGCCAUACACACACACACGGCCGGGCCCCUCGUGCACGCACGGACCAGGACUUCACACACACAAGACAGUAGACGCCUCGCAUCUCAGACACAGCAAAGGAACUGCGUGGAGAAAGGGGUCACAGAACACAUUUCCCUUUUACAUAAGAGAUCCCGAAGGUGUGGGAUGUUGGAGAUGUUUAGGUGUAGUGAAUGUAUUAAAAGAGGGCGUGUGGUUAUGUGGUCACGUCUGCGAUGAUUCGCUGCAGGUUCUCAUGAGAGGCGCAUGCAACCAAAUAGCCCCAUGCGAUGGCUAAAUGUAUGAGGGCAAUACGGGUGGUUGCUGCGAUGCUGUCUGAGGUAUGUUGGUGCUCCAGGCACUGGUCCAGCAGUCUCUGUGCGAUGGAUUCGCGAGUGGCCAACCAGGCCAAUGUUUGACCUGCGUGUACGGUGACAGUGUAGGCACGAUAGGCUAGAAGGUGUUAAGUUGGUUGUCGUUGGGGUGCUACUGGUCGUGGUCACGCUGAUGGAUGUGGAGUUGAUUGGGCUGGCGAUGGGAGAGUUGGCGGUUGUUGAAAGUAUGCCUAGUGUGUCGAUAUUCUGAUGAAUUCCACCGUCGUGGAUGCGCACGUGACCGAAUGGGCCCGCGAGUGAAUGUGCGUGGGCAGUGAGGGCGGAUGUGGUGAGUUGAUGUGUGGCCUAAAUAUGAACAGUAGUAAUUUUACACUGACUGUCGGCUCACAAGCACUAUCGAAGUAGACAUCAGGCGUAGAACCAGCGAUCAAUGUGCGACUGUAAGUAUGGAUGGAAGUUCAGGUGCUAGCCAGUGUACCUAGACUUCAAAUGGUGACAAUCGGGAGAUGGCACCCACAAAAAUCCGUUACCUAGAAAUAGUACCUUUAGCAGUGGACUCAAACGCCUUCAGGCUAUAUCAGCGGUUGCAGGCCUGCUUUCACGCACUACUUGGACUUUCCCCGACGGCCUAACAUGGGCUGGCCGGACGAGCAUCGCAGGUUACAUGGACGAUGGUCGCUGUUACCCAACCUUCCCCAUCGUUACACACGUACACCUGAAUAUACGGCAUACAUUCGCAUUAUGGCAGUUUAUUGCAAAACAAAAUCACUUUUAAAUAGGAGAAGUCUGCACAACAUGGGACAGGAACCGUUCCCAGAUAUCUGUCAAAGACAUUGCAUUGAGGCCAAACCAAAGACGAUACUCUACUUCGUCUAUGUGAGCCCACACAGGUCGACCACAUACAGGGCCUCGCUCGUGGAGUUCCCUUUUCAGUCUACUCCAGUAUGCCUCAAUGGCAUUGGUCUGCCGCUUCAAACAAAUUUGGUUGUGUGAACUUGAGACAUGAGAACGUUCGGAGUAAGAAUCCGUUGCCCAACGAAUGCGAAUGAACGAGAGUGGGGCUGGGUGAUCCUGACGCUUUUUGUCAAGUAGGAGGACAUUGUUGGGAUUAUAAGACAAGCAAAAAGCCUGUUCAUUUGAGCCAGCUAACGCUUUUCCGUCAACUUUUGAAUCAUCCGCCUAGGAAACAAGUGGGCAAAAGAAUAACGGGCGUAAUUAAUUCGGCUGAGAAUGAUACGGGGGGGGUUGCAGGAUCUGAAGACCGUCGCUGCGGAAGACUAUAUCAGUUAAGUUAUUACCACCCGAGCGGUAAUUCCUCUAAACAAAUAAUAAUUGCACAUUUCAUAAUACCUGUCCCAAAUACAAAUUACAUUUUAAGAGAUGGAGGAAAGUACUGGGGAUUAUGCGCAAUAGGCGGACAUAAGUGUGUGUCGAAACGAAUAGCACGUCGAUCACCGUCAAGACUGUGGAUGAACGGGAUAAUUAAAAGUACAACUUGGCAUUAUUUAAGUGGCAUAUACACUCCCUUAGCCGUCAGAGUCAUAAGGGAUUGAGAUCCACAAUCUGUAGCAGUUGCUUGUGUGAUGGGAUUCGAUUUUCCAGGAGCAAACCCCUUCUCGCAAAAAGGACAUUAGGUCGAUCUGGUUUUCAUCAAUCCAACAGCAGGCGAGAGGCCCACUAGAAGUGAACUGGACCCAACGCCUGCUCUGACGUAUAACUUAGAUAAACUAGUCCGGGCUCCCUAGUUCGGAAUGCUUAGAGAACAAACGGCCAUUUUAUAUGCUUUGACAGCAAUGAGCGCAGUGUGUUCAAGGAAAACAGAAACCUGAUAACAGGGGUUGCCCAAUUCCUUAACAACUGACAGUUAGUGCUGGAGUUGGGUGGAUGCCCGUUGACGACAAUACUACAAUGACUCCCCUCCCCCUCAAAUGACAUUCUCCUAUCACCAUGUGCCUUCCAACCCGUGCCCGUGGCAACAGUAGAGGAGCACCUUAAAAAGGUCCGUGGAUCAACAGCUGCCGGACCGGAUGGUGUCUCACCAUUUCUUCUUAAGUCAUGUUGUUCUCAGAUAGCCCCUGUUUUAACGCACAUUAUUAACAUGUCUUUCACGGAGCCCAAGGUUCCUGACGCCUAGUGUACAGUGAAAACUACUCCCAUCCCUAAAAACCGCUACUUUUGGUCCUACAUCUUUAUGUCCGCACUGCUAAAGCUUGCUGAAAGAGUUCCCCUGGAUAUUAUAAAGCCAUUCUCUUCCUGUUUUUCUGGAUCCUCUACAAUUUGCAUAUAAAGCCAAAUGUAGGUGUUGUUGCUCUUGUGGUCCACUGUGCCCUUGAUAAAUUAGAUAAGGGUCGCCGUGAGAACGCGUGUGCUUUUCUUGACUGCUCCGCCGCCUUCAAUGCCGUUCCGCGCCCUCUUCUCCUUACCAAAACAUCCACGUGCGGCUCUCCAGGCUGGGUCGUCUCUUGGCUUAGCGAUUAUUUUACAUCCCGCACUCAAUUUGUCGAAGUUGGCAAAUAUAAAUCUACGGUCCUUCCCAAUGACUGCGGAGUUCUUCAAAGUUCCAUUCUAUCCCCUCACCUUUCCCCCUCCAUGCCGAUGGUCUGAGAGCCCCUAACGACUGUCUUUUGGUUAAGUAUGCUGAUGAUGUGGUUGUUGGACACCCUCUCAAAAAUCGGACACACCUCCAGUCCCUAAAGGAUGGCCUUGACCAUGUCCUGGUAUGUUCGGGGAAAAUGGUCUCCUAAUGAACAACCAAGAAUCAGUUCAGUGUAUUUUCCGACUGCGGCCCUCUCCUAGUCCUGAUUCCCUUGACAUCCUUCCCAACGAGGUAUCCCUUUCAGGUGCCUUUGCGUUUCUUUGCCAUCAAAUCUUUCAUUUUCCCUCCAUAUUGAGUCUCUAUUUACUAAAGUUCGCAAACUUCUUUAAUACGUUGGUCGUUUACGUUCCUACCACGCACCUCAGUCCUUAGUCUGGCGAUUCAUAGAUGCGUGUAUUCUUCCUCCUAUUCUAUAUUGCUCUCCUGUCAUUCUUCCUGCUUUGCUCAAAAAAGAUCUUUUAAUUUUAAAACGAGUCCUCCGAAUGCUCUCUUCUGUUGUUGGUGUUUCUUAUCUCUUUUAGUCGCUCUUAUCCUAUAACGAGAUUUUAAAGCGGUCAGGCAAUUUGCAGGUCGAAUUCUGGAUGACGUUGUCCAUCCCUUGCAAUCUGAUCUUAUUUCUGCGAAAUCUUCUCGCCCGAUGCGCCGCGGCUUCCGACUUACCUCUUGUCGCACAUCAGCAUUUCGAGAUUCUGUAUUGCCGUUCCUAACGCGCUAUCUUACGUGUGAAGAGAAAGAAGUACAGAAGCGAAGACUUGAACUGUCCCAAUAAUAAUCGUCCCUUUUGUGCUAAGCAUUUUGACUCUAGGGUAAUCUAUUAACUUAUUUACUGCCCAUAGUGAAUGGAGCCCAUUUUUGCUGAACAUUGCGAACUUAUGAUUUCAAAAUAAAUCGAAUUCCCCCCUCCUCCUCUCUCUCUCACACUGUCGCACUAUUACGCAAAGUCUGUGAGUCGUAAUUCUGCGCUAGAAUGCGGCGUCAUUUUCUUCCACCUCAACAGUUGGCGGAGCAUUGCAUCUCCGAAAUAUGCCAGGUACAUAGGCGGAAGGGCAGGACAAAGGAAGUCGAGUAUGCGAACUUUGAGUACUCCCUUCGCUGCACCUGUAAGACUGAGUGACAUCUUACCGCGCUAUGUUCGAAAAUGGACAUAUGAACGCAUGAAACUUGGGGGCCUCUGUGCGAUGGAUUCGCAGGUGUCCAGCCAGGACGAUGUGUGAUGCAAAUGUGCCACGGCAGUAAGGACAGGAUUGGACAGUGACUGCCGAGUUGGUGGUUAUGGCAAGGCUGGAAGUCGGUCGAGUGGCUGCAGGUCAGUGAGUGCUUUAGUCGGCCGAAGGCUUGACUGGCUUUAGAGAUCCAACACGCGAUCCCGUCGUCGGUUUUGAUGUUUUUUUGAAAUCGCACUCUCAAGGUAGGCGAAUUUCCCACUGUUUUGAGAUGAGUUUCACUGACCUUGAUACGGGAUUCGAUGUAGUCCGCAUUUGGCUCCAACUGGUGUAGAACCACUGUAUUUUCCGUGCUGAUGGCCGGUCCGAAGCUGGCCCAACCACAGACAAAGAGGUCGAUACUCCGCCGAAUGUCCUCUUCCGUUGUGGUGUUUAGCGCGCAGUCACCCGCAAACAGUAGAUGGUGAGUGGUGUCCUUGGACGCUCUCAAACAUUCUUCCAGGCAACCGAUGCUGAACGGGUUUUCGUUGGUUCGUUAGUUUAUUUCGAUCUCUUACCGCACCUCACGGUAGGUGCCUGUUGUGAAAACGAAGGACACUAUUGUCAAUCCCAGAAUAUAGAUAUCAGGUCACUACAAGGGUUAUGAAGGAAUUAAUAAUAAGGCGUUAAAUAACCUGAUAAUUCUACACAUGUCGCGUUCAUCGCGUUGAGCGGACUUUCUUCCAUUCAGUUAAACAAACAGUAAGUCCAAGAAUGGUGAACAGAUAGGCAAAUGCAAGGUAGUCUGGCGCCUUGGCACAUUACUCCUCGCCCCCCCCCGUCCGAGACUGGAGGGCGGCGGAAAAGACGACGAAGGAUGUGUAUAAGUCUAAAAGAAAUGAGUGACAAAUUGGUCAGGAAAGUGGACGUGACAACCACUGUGGGUGAUAUAUGCAGGCUCCGUAGAAGAGUGAAUACAUCCUGCGGCGGAAGUGUUGGAGUUAUAGGCGACAGUUGGAGGUAGCGGACAGGGGAGAGGAGAGGAUGUACGGGACGGCGGAAUAGAGACUGGAGGAGGUGGGGGCAGAGAGUAGGGGACCACAGGGCUCGUCCGACCUCCUCACGACUGACGCGUUGAAUGUGGGACGUCUUUGUCCCUCGAGAGAGGACCCGGAAUGGGUCAUCAUAGGGCGGUUCCAGAAGCCGGCGAACUCAAUCACAUCGAACGUAGGCGUGAGAGCACGUUACCAAGUCCUUCUCGAGAUAAUACGGAGAGUCGGAGGAUCUGCGCGGGACCGGAGAAAGUGUACGCAUGAAUUGCCGGUGGCGGUGAAGGAGGUUGGUGGGACCCUCAAGCGCGCCACAAGGAUUUGGCGAGAUCAUCUCACUAGGAAGUCGGACUGUGGCGCUGAAGGCCAGUUCAGCCGCGAAACAGUCAUGGUCCGGCUUGAAAACGAAGCGGAUGCCCAAAAGGACCAGGGAAUAUGGCCUGCCCAAUUCUCCGGAUCAUCCGCGGUACGUAGGGAGGUUGUGAAUUGGCCGUGAAACCGCUCGACCAUCUUGUGGGCAGCCGGACGAUAGGGUGUCGUCUGGAUGCGGGUACAGCCUAAAAAGGAGGGUAAAGACUGCCUUCGCAGCCACAAAAUAGGGCAGAGGGAUAACUUCCGGCCCCCGGGUGGACCGAUCCACACAGGUGCGGAGAUAGGAACAACCACUUGACAGAGGCAGGGGGCCUACAAUGCCCAUGUGAACGUGGCCGAACCUUGCACCACAACCGGGGAAGGUGCCAAUGCGUGUCUGGUUGUGCCGCUGGAUCUGACUCCGUUGACAGGCGAUACAAGCCCGCGUCCAUGCUUUAGGGUCCUUGUGCAUCCCAGGUCAGACAAGGGGUCGAAAACCGGCUUGUCGGUAACCCAAUUCCCAGGGUUAGGUAGAUUUGCAGGGAGGAGAAAAAUUUACGGCGAAGGGAUGGUGGCACAAAUGGGCAAUGGAUGGGGUGAAUACUUCGCAUAGAAUUGCGCUGUUGCCAGUUGUCGGCGGUAGCUCCUGAAGUUGGGGUCCGGAAACAUCCUCAUCACAGGGUGAACCAACACGGCGUUGUUCAGCGGUCAUCUCAGCAAGAUCGAUCUCGGGUGAAAACUGGAGGUGAGCAUCAGAGGGCCCGGAUAGUGCGUCAGUCACCGCAUUCUGAGACCCGUCAAUAUGGCGGAUGUCUGAGGUGAACUGCGAAAUGUAGUCCAGGUGGCGGAUCUCCCGGGGUUUAGUCUGUCAGAGUGGGAAUGCAUAGCAAACGUGAGUGGCUUAUGAUCUGUGAAAAUUGUGAACUCUCGACCUCCCAGAAACUGCCGGAAGUGUCUUUCGGCAAGAUAACCGGCAAGAAAUUCACGUCCGAAUGUGAUGUAGCGGGUUUCGGCACUGGAUAAUGCCAACAGCAACACCGGAAGCAUCGACCAUCAGAUAUAUGGGUACAUCAGCAUGAAAGUGUGUCAGGAUGGUGGCAUCAGCCAGAAGGGCUUUUACCUGCUCAAAUGACGUGGAUGCUGCUGUUGUAAGUCUAGAGGUGCGUUUAGAACCUGCGAGGGAACUGGUCGGUGGGAGGAUGGUGUCGGCACGGUUCGGGAGAAACCGUCGAUGAAAGUUUACCAAGCGAGAAACCGCUGCAGCUGACGCCUCGAGGUAGGAGGUAAAAAGUCUCGAAUGGCAGCCACCUUUGAGGGAAGAGACUGAAGGCCGCUGGAAUCGAUCUGAUGACCUAAGAACUCAAGAGAUGUGGCCCCCAGGACACAUUUAGCAGGAUGCAGGGUGACAUCAAACUGUUGAAAUCGGCUGAAAAGUGAGGCAAGGUGUUGAAGAUGUUCAUCAGCAUCCCGACUGGCGACUAAGGCAUCGUCAACAUAUGCACAAACACAUGAAAGGCCACGUAAAACACGGUUAAUGAAAUGUUGGAAAGUCUGUGAGGCAGUUCGGGGACUAAAUAGCAUACGAAGAAAUUCAAACAAGUCGAAAGGGGUCGUCACUGCUGUUUUGGGAAUAUCCUCAGACGCAAUCGGAAUUUGAUGAAAAGCCUCGACCAAAUCGAUCUUCGAGAAACGGUUUUGCCAAAGAGAGCUCCAGAAAAGUCCCGAGAUGAGGAACGGGGUAGCGGUCUGGGACGGUUACAUUGUUCAGGGACCGAUAUUCACCGCAUGGACGCCAGGCAUACGUUUGCGCUCUAGGAACUAUGUGCAAAUGAAAUGUCCAGGGACUCUCAGACUGUCAGAUAAGCCCUAGUUGCCGCAUGGACUCAAAUUCAGUCUUAACCGCCGCAAGACGAGUGAAAGCAAGACGGCGGAGACGGUAGAAGACAGGAAGAUCAGUCGUUUUUAUGUGGUGAACAAUAUCAUUGGACAAGGAGGAGUCAGAAAAGUGGAGCUUAGCGAGAUUAGGAUGUUUUUCUAAAAGUUUACAGAAUUGACAGUCAGGGUUUGGAUCAAGGCCAGAUGGGCGGUUGGAAGCUGGAGAUAGGUGAAAACCGUUAACAGAGAAGGACAGUGGCGCUAUCAUAAAGACGAAGUUGGCUGCAGUCAACCAGAAGGCUGAAAGCGGCUAGACAGUCAGCACCAAGGUUAGCAGUAGGAACAUCAGCCACCACAAAAGACCCAAUGGUAAAUUCGCCCGAGACCAGCGUCAAGGAUGAUAAAUCGGGAUCCAAAAGUAGCGAUGUGAGAAGAGUUUACGGCCCGGAGAAAAAGACCAUAGUUGGGGCAACGUCGGUUGGCUGGGGUAGGAAAGAUAACACUCAUUUGAGCGCCACUGUCGACUAAGAAACGUCUGCCACUUGUGUUAUCACCGAUGCAAAAUGUGUGACCGGUAGAGUUGCCAGAGACUUCGACUGCAUUUACAUUCCGGCUGGGGAGUUUCCCUAUGAGGACUUGAAGGUGCAGGGUGGGACACAAUGACGCGCCUUAUCGUCAAAGUUUACAUGAUACCAGCAUAUGCUUGCGGUUCUAAGGCGAGAGCGGGAACGACAGCGGUCACGGCUAAAGAAACGUCGAGACGAGCUUCAAAGCGGCAAGAGUCGCCGACAGUUGAGCAAUUUGCGUCUUGAGCUCGGCCAGGUCAGAAGCGGGCGCAGUGAGAGGUUAUGAAACCUGAGCAACUGUCGUGGAUGACAAACGCUCAACCUCCAUUAUACGAUCGGCUAGUUUUGAGAUAUCUAAAUCAUCUGAGCCGGAGGUAAAGAUUGUUUGCAGGCAUUCUAGAAAUGUGGCAGUCCGUGUCUCCUUCUUCUCUGCCACUUUGUCACGCUGCCAUCCUGUCCGCCUCACACUCCCUGUCGAUCUGCCGAUGGGACGCGCAAGGCUUGCUCCUAGCAUCGCGAGUGCUCGAGGCCAAUACACGCCGCCCCUUCUCUGAUAGGCUGGUGGACAAUGAGGCAGAGAUAAAGGCGUACACACGCGCUGGAGUCUAAGCACCUCAACGGCGGACACAGACAUGCAGCACUGCUCUAGCAAGCAGAUACAGUGAGAUACCGCAUGCCUACUGUACAUGUGGCAACCCGCGCCUCCCUGCUCCCCGCCGCCUUGUCACGCCGCCCUCCUGUCCGCCUCACACUCCCUGUCAAUCUGUCGCUAGGGCGCGAGAGGCUUGACACCAGCCUCGCGAGCGCUCGAGGCCAAUACAUGCCGCCCCUUCUCUGAUAGGCUGGUGGACAAUGAGGCAGAGAGAAAGGCGUACACACGCGCUGGAGUCUAAGCACCUCAACGGCGGACACAGACACAACCUGCCUGGAGAGGCCGCCCGCGGCGACUGCUUGCAGGGCCUUUGUGUACACACUUCCUCAGCAGUACAAAUUGCCCUGCCCAAUCCGUCUUCCCGACUUCUGAUUUGGGAACCCCUGUCUUGUCGGCGACAGUCGGUGACCCCGACGUGAUCUGGACACACAACCUUUAAAGAACCUAUACCCAUGGCCAUGUCCCAAACAAGAGACAGUAUGCGACGCAGGAGUUUCGACUGUUUGUGAUCCCCUAAAGCCUCUUCUUUUACGAGUACGCGAUAACGACGGCUAUCUGAGACUGAGGUCAGGCGAAGAAGUUCAGCCUUUAGCCUGGUAUAGGGAGCAUCAGUCGAGCGAUCAUGCAAAAAUGCCUGCAUUUGGGAAAGAAUGGGGGGAAGAAGGAUCUCGACCAACAAAUAGUACUUGUCGGUUUCUCGUGUCGUCUUUGCAGAGUGAAACGCUGCCCCAAUAUGAAAGAAGUAAAGUUCUGGUGCAUGUUGCCAGAAGCCUGGGAGGGACAAAACGACUCCACGAAGAGAAGUAGCGGCAUCGUUAAAAUCCGUAGAGAGUAUGGCGGUAUAGAGAAUCAAGGAGAACGAGCUAUGUACAUGCAGCAAAUCUAAGGCGUAAGCGUGAACAUCGAAGGGGUUACCACUUUUGCGAACACAAAGGAGGCGAUUGCCAAUCCCAGAUUAUGGAUAUCAGUUCAAGACUAGGGUUAUGAAGGAAUUAAUAGUUAAGUGUCAAACGACCUGAUAAUUCUACACAUGCCACGAACGUCGUGUUGAGCCGAGUCCCUUCCAUCUAGUCAAACAACCAGUAAGUUCAAGAAUGGUGAAUAGGUAGGCAAAUGCAAGAUAGUUUGGCGCCUCGGAACACGUCCACCAGGAGAGCAGAGGACAUGAGUCCAAAUAGGGUGGGAACGAGCACACGGCCCAGCUUCACCCCAUCGGUAACCGCGAACGCUUCAGAGACUAUCCUCCUGACCUUUACAUUAGCCAUUUUCGCGUCGUGAAGUUAUCUUUCCACUAGAGUAAAUCGCUCGAGAUAUCCUAAUUACUGCGUGUUUCUCCUGAGUUCAUCGUACUUCAGCGUGUCAAAGGCCCUGUUCGGAUCCCCAAAUACGGCGCAGAGGUAAGUUAUCCUUUCCUGACAUCUUCCUAGCGGUUGGAGAACCGCGGAGAUCGUGCCCAAGGCUCCACGGUGUUUUUAGAAUUCUCACUGUGCUUCUGGAGUAGAUCCUUGCUCCAGAUUCGUGUGUAGACACUUGAGUAGGACACGGGUGAAAACUUUUUCCCUCGAGGUUGGGAAGGGAGAUGUCUCUGUGGUUAACAUAUAGUUGUCGGCCCCCUUGUGUUUGUAAAUGUGCACGAUGGUGGCAUCCUUGAAGACUUUUGAGAAGUGUCUCUUUUGCUAUAUCACAUGGAACAGCGAGAUAACCUCUGUCAUAAGCUGUGGGCCGUCGUGUUUGUAGCAUUCGGCUGUAGUUGUCUGUUCCAGGUACUUUUCAAUUGAACAGCUGUUGCACUGUUCCGAUGGCCGCAAAGAGGGAAUGCGAAUGCUCAAGGUCGUAGCUGGUGUCCAUUUCAGGAAGUCAGUGGAUGCCUUUUUCGCAUACUGUCGGCGGGCAGGAGAGGACACUCUGAAAGUGCACCGCUCUAGGAUUUCUGACUUCUCCAUCAGGAUAGUUGCUCCAUUCUUGGUCAGCAGAGGUGCAGUCCGCUUGGUUUGUAGACCGUGGGCUGUUUUGACGGCCACGAAGAAAUUCAUCUCACCACGGUCGGCGUAUUCCUGGGUGUCCUCGCACAGUCGUUCUGCACUUCCCUCAGCCUUUGUUGUAUUCGGCGACAGCAUCGGACGCAUAAGAUUUUAGUGGCAUCGCAGAGGUUAACAGUGAAGGUCGUGUAUAGUUUGUGUUUCUCGGUGAGAUUAGCGCAGACUUCUUCACCAUUGUCAUCAAGCCAAUCCUGGUGUUGACGGCUUAUGUAGUCGAGGGCCUUCACCGCAGCGACCUGGGCGGUAUUCUGCAACACCAUUCACUGGUUCCCGGCACUGGUAUCCGCCCCAAGGGUUUGCAUUGCUUCCACUUCGGUAUUCAUGCAAUUGCUAAAAUUGAAUCGGCGUCCAGCCGUAUAAAGUAUUUGCCUUUCCUGAUUCCGGCUGACCUUGCGAUCGCCUGUGCAGUUGCAGUUGGAGCCUUAUCUCAGAGGUGACAAGGCGGUGAUCCGUCCAGCAGUCAGAAUCACACAUCGUCUUUAUCACGAGCACGUGAUGUUGGUCUCGCAUCCGAACUAGGACGUUGUCCUGGAGAUGCCAGUUAUGCGAACGAGGGUGCGUCCAUGUCACCUUCAUCCGCACCGGAAGACGGAUGAUGUUUGUCAGAAAAGAUUUUGUUUCGCGAAAUCUUUUAAGGGGAGGCGGAGGAAGCCUUGGCUAUCAUGCACUCCUUCCAUGAAGCAUGGCUUGUGCUGACACAGACACUGAAAUCGCCAAGGACAAUCGACUCUUUGGUCUUUGACACAGUCGUUUGGAGGACAUACAGGUCUCCGCAGAGCUUGUUAUUCACACAAUCGGAGUUAGUCAUUUGGGGAGCAUCGGUGCUAACGAUGGUAGUGAAUGCGUUCCGCGCGGUGGGAGCCUCGUGGUCAUGAGACGGUCAUUGUUACAAUUAUUUGAUCGCAUCUUGUCCGUCCAGAGGUCACAUUCUGCCUGUUAGUGGCGUUUUUUCAUUGAUGUUUAAGGCACCUUUUCUAACCCCUUCCCAGCGAGGGAGUAGGCAGUGUUAUCCCUAGAUAUAUCUUCCUGAACAUCCCAGGCGGUUCCCGAAUUCCACUGUGGAUCGUGACUUUUGUCUAGUGGUGAAACUGCAGUGCCUGCUACCCGGACUGUCUAGACAUCAUGCCACAUGCGCGCGACAAGCAAACGAUCAAGGUCAUGUACUCCCGUUCAGACCACCUUUGUGCCAAUUGGCCACCCUUCGGCCUAUGACACUCCCCAAUGCCAUAUACCCGGCCGUGUCUAUAAUAUUCCCCACUUGUGCUGUCUCCCGUUCUCAGCACACCUCCUGUCUACAACUAGCCUUCUGUUUUGCAUACAUAACAGAGACUACCCGAUUUAACCUGAGCCACCUACGAGUUUGUACGUCAUCCACUCUGUUUGAGGGUUGCGAGAGAGUUUGGGGAUUUGGUUAGGGAUUGCCGGCCGGGAAGACACACACGCCAGGCAUCUGAUUCAGUCCGACCACCAAGGACGGUUACCAAAGUGUGGUCGCCGCGCUUAGCACGGCUUCAUGGAGUCACGGAUGAAAGGCGCAUGCCAGGGCAAGACGAUGCAUAGGUAACCACCAGGACCAGAACUUUCAAUGUGCCCUUUGUAGGUAUUCUUACAAAGAUAGUCGUGCCGGCACCACCAGAUCCAAUUGGAGUCUCCUUUGCUACACCUUCGCGCAUGGUAACUGCCGAUAGUAUAUGUGCGGCAGGAUAUACUCUUAAGUGCAAGGUUGUCCAACUUGCAUCAAAACCCAUCGAUAAACCUGGCGUGUCCGCACAACUGCAAAAUGGGGUCCCGCCAACAACACUCCAUGCACCCCGACACCUCUGAUAGACACUGUGUGGACUACUGGAAGUAGCGCAUCAAACAUGGUUCGCUUGGGAAAAGAACUAAGGACACGCUGUCGCACGUAUGAAUGCGAGGACAGUAUGCCAACACCCGAACCCCCUGCGAGAACUCCGAGACGAUAGGACCUCCAAAACUAUGGGAUCUGCCUCCUUGUUCUGACUACGCCUACGCCUGAGGGCUUUAACUAAAGUCACUGCAAUCCAAAAUUCUAUUUGUGCCAACUACGAUGAAGUGAAACAAUCAAUCGACUUCACUGGAACGUCAUUAGUUGCCUUGCAUUGUGGAAAAAACCAUAGCUGUCAGCUGCUUUGAGUAAAUUAGGAAUGGGUCGCCUUCCGGGAUUCCAUCACCAAAGCAUCCUAUGAAGUCUGAAUAAUUUUGAAGAACGAACUGACGACAUGAUUAUCAGUUGGGUUCUAUAUAUUAUAUGUUUCGCGUAUAUUUACACAAAAGCAUAUACUGGCAGUAAUUUAGAAAAGUUUAUGCAAUCCGUACUAAUUUCCAUGUAAACACAUUCAGCAAACUCUUAAACGGUAAGAUACAAAAAGGACUUCCAGUUCAGCUCUCGCGCCAAAAGAGUCAAAUCGAAUUGAGGAAAAAUUCGAAGCAUGGUUUCACAAACCCCAUUCCCACAGGCAGUGCGGACUUGCGCUUGUGAAUAGGGGUAAAAGAAAUGGGUUCCUGUAAAAACGAGGUUAGAAGGGAGGAAGACGUCCAAGCAGAAAAAGAGUCCUUAGAUAAGGAACGAAAAAUACCACUUGUGAAGGGCCAAUGCUGAUUGACUCUCACAUGACGCACAUACACACACGCCCACGGAUAGACGAGUGUGUAGGCCCCGCACGUCGGCAGCUCUGACCACCACUGAGUCUAUUGGUGUCUUUCCUCCUUUUCAUCCAAUAGGAGACUGGUUCAUACUUAUUGUGGUGCACUGAGUACACACACAACUUAGACGUUACAGAGCCCUCUGAAAGUGAACCUACCAAAGAAUCUUGUGCUCGAGGCUGGAGGGAAAGCCCUUAUUAAGGUCAAUUGCUGCUCGCCCUACACAAUCAAGGCAACCCAGUUCGAGCAACAGUUGGUGCGGAACUUUUGAAUCACAUCGGAAUUGACAGCGUACUGAUCUGCAUCUUGUCUGUUAACGAGGUCCUUUUAUGCACUCGUAGCGGCUAAUAGACGCAGUGGUCGCAGUUUAUCUAAUAAACAGCCAUCCACCUUCGCGGAGUGAUACUCACCAUUAAAGUCAAUGUGUGGCUUCCGAAAACGAGACUAAAGCUCUAUGGGCAAUCACUUUCUACGGAAGCAACAACCACUGAGAUCGUGCUAUAUGAUAUGCUUCAGCAGAUACCCGACGCCUACAAGGUAGAGCGUGUCUCGGACAGCACUGUUCCGACGUUUGGGUGGGAAAAGCAAUAAGUAAUCUUACUGAGUACUUUUUCAUAAUGCAGCAACCGACGAGAAUACGAAAAGCUGAGUGGAAAUGUACUUGUACCUCCGACUUUGUUGCUACUCACCUGACUGGCUGAGGCGGCACUAUCUGCGCAGGUAGCUAGGCUCUAAAAUGGUCCACUGUCAGGAGCAUUCCUGAAGUUAGCAUUCCCAGGCACACCGUAGUCUGAUUUGCCCAGCAAGUCUCCUUAACACGUCGUGGGGCGCCUGCGCACCUAGCGGGAAAAAAUCUGUCGCGCUCGACACGCAGCGCUUGUAGCAGUGGGACGUAGGGGUGCCCAGUUGUAGGCCCACGUGACGGUUGUAGUAGGUCGCCCACUUGUUUGAAGGUGUAGACCACGCCUAGCGUCCACUUACUGGAACCCCACUCUCACAUGUGGCUCCCCAAAGCUAAGCUUCGCUUAGCUGCCACACCCCGGUAACCGCCUCGACCGGCGGGCUAAACCAGGCGAGGAAAUCCGUGUGGGCAUCUCCGCACAUUGUAAUCUCGGCUCCGUCGGCCGGAUGGGUCACCGCCUCAGCAACUCCGAGACUAGACACCGUCUAAAACACCGUAGAAGGCCACAAGGCAAGUGCCCCCAGAUAAGCGACCAUUGCUCUGCUGGACCGCUAUUUGUCUGCCUGCUUGUGUUUGUUCUUGUUGAAAACUAAAUGUCGUUCUAUUGAAUUUUCUCUGUUGCCUUUGCCUUUUGCUGUUCUUGCCUGCUUGCUUUUGUCUGCUUGUUUGCAUGUGUCCUUAUUGAAGGCGUUCUGCUGAAUUUGUCUGCUCACCGUUUAUAUUUCAACAACCAGUUUGCUUAGCAAAAAACAGGGAAGCUGUGCAUCCCAUCUCUCUACCCUUCCCUCCACCCCUUCAAGCUUACCGCGAUGUCGUAUGCAGUCCCAGGCUAACUCGGAUCGUCCUCACAUUAAAAAAGCCGUGGCCCAUAGCGGAGUUCGGCAGCCGCCUGGGACAACUCAGCAGCCCUAUUUAGAGGCAAAGCUGAUCACCCCCGCGAGGGGAAAGGAGCUAGAAAAGGUUUCCAAAACAAAUGCUGGGGAUCCACGGCUUCUGCAGGCUGACCGUGGUCGCAAACGUUAAACUCACGGUAGAAACAACCAACAAAUAAGCAAUACUAUCUCUCCUCCCGUUACUCCCCGCCGUCCCGCUCCCCAGACUGGUAGGGUGAGUACGCUCACUCUGGCAGCCUGGAAUGUUCGCUCCCCUUUAAACGAUCCGAGUAGCAACCGACUGGAACGGAGGACGGCGCUAGUGGCUCGGGAACUGGCGCGCUACAAGGUGGACAUCGCCACACUCAGCGAGACCCGGUUCUUCGAACAAGACCAACUGGAGGAGGUGGGUGCCGACUACACCUUCUUCUGGAGCGGUCACCCCAAGGCAGAGCGACGGGACGCGGGUGUCGCCUUUGCUAUCCGAUACGACAUGGCGGGACGACUGCCCUGUCUGCCGCAGGGCACCGACGAUCGUCUGAUGAGCCUUCGCCUGUCUCUCCGAAGAGGCAAAUUCGCCACCAUCUUCAGUGUCUACGCUGUCCCCAUGACCAGCUCUGACGCCGGAAGAGACAAAUUCUACGUGGACCUGCAUGCCCUUCUGGCGACGGUGUCAAAGGCGUUAAAGUUGAUUGUCCUUGGUGAUUCUAACGCCCACUUCGGCACAGACCAUGCUGCUUGGAGAGGAGUGCUGGAUCCCCAUGGCCUCGAUGGCUUCAAUGAAAAUGGACUGCUCCUUCUACGAACCUGCGCAGAACACUGCCUCAACCUAACGAACAACUUCUUUCGCCCCCGACGCAAGAGAAAGCCAUCUGAACGCAUACUCGAUCACGACAUUGGUAGCUGCUGGACUAUAUCCUCGUCCGGAGGCGAGGCCAGCGUGACGUGUUGGUGACAAAGGCGAUUCCGGAUGCUGAAGGGUGGACCGACCAUCGCCUCGUUAUCUCCCAGAUGCGGAUUCGUUUACAGCCUCGCAGAAGACCACAAGGUAAGCGACCCUCAGGUAAGCUGAAUUUUGCCCUGUUGCCUUCACCUGCCUACCAUCUCCAUUUAAGCGACGAGCUAGCUCAACGACCACACAACCUUCCAGUCAACGACGCCGCCGCCACUGACGAGAAUGCCCCGUGGAGAACAGAUGGCGCCAACUGAGGGACACAGUUCAGUCAACGGCUCUGGAUGUCCUCGGUCGUGCACGUCGACAAAAUCAGGACUGGUUUGAUGAAAACGACACCGCCAUCAGCAAUCUGCUCGUCGAGAACAACCGCCUGCACAAAGGCUACAUCACCCGCCCAACCGAUGACAACAGAGCUGCUUUCUACCGUAGUCGCCGCCUUGUGCAACAGCGGUUCCGCGAGAUGCAGGACGCCAGGACGGCUAAUAAGGCCAAGGAGGCCCAAGUAUACGCGGACCGCGACGAAUGGAAGAAUUUCUUCUCCGCUAUCAGGGCUAUCGACGGUCCACCAACCAAAGCAGCUGCUCCUCUUCUCGGCGCCGACGGCAGUACCCUACUCAAUGAGAUGACACAAGUGCUACAGCCAUGGGCCGAGCACUUCAAAGGCGUCCUCAACCGUCCCUUCACCAUCACUGACGCCGCCAUGGCGCGUCUGCCGCGAAUGUCGACCAGCGCCGACCUCGACCUCCUGCUCUCUCUCCACGAAUCAAGGCCGUGCAGCAGCUCUCCAGAGGGAAAGCGUCCGGAUCGGACGCAAUCCCUCUAG
Spirometra erinaceieuropaei is the source of this 24048-nucleotide messenger RNA. Lineage: Eukaryota; Metazoa; Platyhelminthes; Cestoda; Diphyllobothriidea; Diphyllobothriidae. The record is from the annotation of a GenBank genome assembly.